This is a messenger RNA of Acaulospora colombiana, 546 nucleotides long. The record is from the annotation of a GenBank genome assembly. NCBI's taxonomy places the organism in Eukaryota, Fungi, Glomeromycota, Glomeromycetes, Diversisporales, Acaulosporaceae.
GUGUUGGCAAAUCUGCCCUUACAAUUCAGUUUAUACAAUCGCAUUUUGUCGACGAAUACGAUCCUACUAUUGAGGAUUCUUAUCGUAAGCAAUGCGUCAUUGAUGACGAGGUUGCUCUAUUAGACGUAUUAGAUACAGCGGGUCAAGAAGAAUACAGUGCCAUGCGCGGACAAUAUAUGCGUACCGGUGAAGGAUUUCUUUUAGUGUACUCCAUUACAUCUCGCAAUUCAUUUGAUGAGAUUUCCACUUUCCACACACAAAUUCUCAGGGUUAAAGAUAAGGAUUAUUUCCCUAUGAUUGUGGUGGCUAAUAAAUGUGAUUUGGAGAUGGAAAGACAAGUCUCUGGACAUGAGGGACGAGAUCUUGCUAAACAAUUCAAUUGUCGGUUCAUUGAAACAUCUGCAAAGCAACGCAUCAAUGUGGACGAAGCAUUCUAUAACCUUGUUAGAGAAAUCCGAAGAUACAAUAAAGAGCAACAGUUCGGUGGUCGAAAUCCAGCAAAUGGCUUAGGAGGUGGAAAUGAAUUAAAUGAUGGAACUGAUGACG